AUGGAAGCCCCAAAAGAUGGCGCCGCACCGCUGCACAUUCUGAUCGUUGGCGCUGGGAUUGGGGGCUUGUCUGCAGCUCUAGGACUGCGCCAACAGGGACACAAGGUCACAAUGAUUGAAAAAUCAAAGUUUGCUGCAGAGAUUGGCGCGGCGAUUCAUUCGGCAUCUAACUGCAGUCGUGUUCUCCGGAGACUCGGAGUGUUUCCCGAGGAACAUGGGGGAACCCCACUUGUUGGCUUUGAAAUGCGAAGCCCUGACGGUCAAAUUCAAGGACUAACUGACCUGGGCGCAGACGGAGACAAGGACAGUGCACAGGCAACCUUGAAAGAUCGUGUACUUUCGAGCGAUGCACCCGGUAUCCAAGUGCAGCUUCACCUAUCUUGCCGCAUUGUCGCUCUGGACACGGAAAAGGCUACUUUGGUCCUCGAUGAUGGUCGCUCCUUUUCCGGAGACAUGAUCAUUGGCGCCGACGGAGUGCACUCAUGGACACGUAACUAUAUCAACGCAGCCAUCAAGCCAUUCUCAUUUGGCUACAGCUGCUACCGAUGGCUGGCGCCCAACGAGGACCUCAAGAACCAUGAAGCAACCUUGGAGCUUAGCAAAGUGAAGGGGAAAAUGGUGGAAUGGAACGCAGGGCAACGCCGCGUUCUCUACUAUGCUUGUGCAGAUCACACCAUUUCCAAUUUUGGUGCCUUUGUUCCAGCAGACAAACAAGAGCAAGAUCGCACGUCAGCCGUCGGUUGGAAUAACCCAGGCUCUAAAGCUCACUUGUUGCAAUUGUAUCACGAUUUCGGUGAUGAAGUACAGCAAAUUCUUCAGAGUGUACCAGAAGGUGACCUGAAGGAGUGGGAUCUCAUGGAUAUGGCUUCACUGCCGACUUGGCAUAAAGGCGCUUUGGUACUGAUUGGAGACGCAGCGCAUCCAUUCCUACCGUUCAUGGGCCAGGGUGGCGCCAUGGCCAUAGAAGAUGGCGCUGCGCUUGCCGCAUUGUUUCCCCAUGGUACAACCCGCGCUCAGGUAUCCUCUCGCCUAGAGCUCUGGGAGGAAUGUCGUCGUGAGAGAGUAGAGCGCAUUCAGAGCUUUACACGGUGGAAUGGAAGAUCCUCGGAUGAUCCCAGUCUGCCUCGACCGAGCUACGAGGAAUCGAUGAAAUUUGUGUUAUUCUGCAUCAAGCACGAUGCAUGGGAACACGCUAUCGACACUCUGAAAAAGCACAUUGAGUUACAGUAG
Messenger RNA from Pestalotiopsis fici W106-1, 1230 nucleotides. RefSeq lists its product as uncharacterized. The transcript is spliced from 8 exons. NCBI's taxonomy places the organism in Eukaryota, Fungi, Ascomycota, Sordariomycetes, Amphisphaeriales, Sporocadaceae. The coding region runs from base 1 to 1230 and encodes 409 amino acids. Gene Ontology annotation, molecular function: FAD binding; monooxygenase activity. The record is from RefSeq and is a predicted model, not a curated record.